UUUUUGGGGGAGGGGGUAUAUUUAACGAGUACAUCCCGCCUCUUUGCCCCACACCGACUCCGUUCGUGGCGGUGAUGCUCCGGCAUUACAAGCAGGGGAAGUGACGCCAAUCUCGCACGACGCUGCCAGGAGGGAGAGGAUGGAGGAGCCGGGCCCCAGGCCCGUGGAGCUGGGCUUCGUGGAGCCGGCGGCCCCGGCGCGGCUGGCCAGCUCGCAGUUCCCCAGUAAGGUGGGCGGGCGGCCGGCCUGGCUGAGCCUGGAGCUGCCGGGGCCCGAGCGCCUGCGGUGCGGCGGAUGCGCGCAGCCCCUGACCUUCCUGCUGCAGGUGUACGCGCCGCGGGACAGCGCCUUCCACCGCUCGCUCCUCAUCUUCUGCUGCGCGCUCUCGGACUGUCGGGACCGCAGCUUCGUCGUCCUGCGAAGCCAGCUGGGGCGGGUGAACGAUUUCUAUUCGGCCGAGCCGGAGCCGGAGCCGGAGCCCGAUGCACCUCUCAGGCCGAUUCCUGGACUCAGCCUGUGCCGUGUGUGCGGGGCCUCUGGCCCCAAGGCCUGCUCCCGUUGCCGUCGCGCCCGCUACUGCGGCAAGGAGCACCAAAGAGCCGACUGGAAAGCGGGGCAUCGAGCGGUGUGCGGCCAGCCCGGACAACCGGACGAGGAUGGGUUUUCAGCUCUCAAUAUCCUUUUUCCCGAGUUCGAGCUGGUGAUGGAGCUCGAGGAAUCGGAGGGUGAGGAACUGGAAAAACUCCAAACGUGCAUGGACUCCUUGUCAGUACAAAAAAGUGUACCAAACUAUGUAAAGCAGACAGGAGUUGACAAUUUACUUUUCCUUGCUAAUAAAGACACUGUUUGCAUGUCUGAAGUGAUGGAGGAGCAGGAGCUGGAAGCCAUGGCAAGACAUGCAACGAAAGAAGACCAGAUCUUCGCUAAGUUUAAGAAGCGGAUUGCAUUAGCACCUGAUCAGGUAUUGCGCUACUGCAGAGGAGGAGGCCCGUUGUGGGUAUCUGGUAAUAACACUCCAACAGAUAAUGACAUCCCAAAUUGUUCUUGUGGAGCUAGGCGUGAAUUUGAAUUUCAGGUGAUGCCACAGUUGCUUAACCAGCUUAAAGUGGAUCGGCUUGAAGAAAGUUUGGACUGGGGAACACUUACUGUUUAUACCUGUGCACAAAGCUGUGAUCCUGGCAACACAUACGUUCUCGAAUUCAUCUGGAAGCAGGAUUUUACUGCAGAGCAGGUGUAAUUAUUUACUGCACAUGAACAGAAUCUAUUGCCUAGAUUCCUUCCCUUCCACCCCCAAAGACUGCUCUUUUAUAGACAGCAUUACUGUGUUCACUCGCACUUCCAAAUGUGUGAAGACGUUGCUCCAAGAACCUGUAUGCUUAAAAUUAAUGGAGAAACAGAUAGUUUGGGGUCUGAUUUUGUAAAGAUUGUUUUACAAACUGAUAAAGAACAUAACUGUACAAAUAGUAAAUUGUAUUGAUACAUUACUUGUA
Messenger RNA from Hypanus sabinus (Atlantic stingray), 1490 nucleotides. RefSeq names its product programmed cell death 2 (gene pdcd2). Lineage: Eukaryota; Metazoa; Chordata; Chondrichthyes; Myliobatiformes; Dasyatidae. Gene Ontology annotation, cellular component: nucleus; cytoplasm. The coding region runs from base 140 to 1237 and encodes 365 amino acids. The transcript is spliced from 6 exons. The record is from RefSeq and is a predicted model, not a curated record.